AUGACUACUACAACACAACCACUCAAAGCUUCCGGAGAUAUCUCUGAGCCAAUAGCCCCAAAUGUACAAAGCAGUUCUUUCAACCACUGGCAAUUGUUAGAUGAGACCGGGGACCAAAGGUGGCCAUCAUGUUGUCUUCAGAUGCAUGUGCCACAUGACCCCUUUAACUUUUCCUUUGAAUCCCAUGUUGCCCCUGCCAACACAUGGCACUGUCCCAUUUGCUGGGGGGUUAAAGGGUCCUACAAACCUCACUCUCUUGCUCCAACUGAUUUGAGGAAUGCAACCCUUUCUUUCCAUUGCACUUCCACCCAAGAAUUGGCCCCGGUCACCCAGUACUGCUUGUGCUGGUCGAGUGAGUUAGUCUCUUGUUUGUUGUCUUUAGUUCUGUCACUCUCCUAG
Molecule: messenger RNA, 399 nt
Organism: Sphenostylis stenocarpa
Lineage: Eukaryota; Viridiplantae; Streptophyta; Magnoliopsida; Fabales; Fabaceae
Source: the annotation of a GenBank genome assembly